Molecule: messenger RNA, 1152 nt
Organism: Anoplopoma fimbria (sablefish)
Lineage: Eukaryota; Metazoa; Chordata; Actinopteri; Perciformes; Anoplopomatidae
Gene: mplkip
Product: M-phase specific PLK1 interacting protein
Source: RefSeq, a predicted model, not a curated record
GGAGGACAGAGGAACACUCCACUGGUUUAACUGGAGGACAGAGGGACACUCCACUGUUUUAACUGGAGGACAGAGGGUCUCUGCAGUGACCCUGCAGGCCGCUGGACGGCGCUGCAGACUUCAGGGCCGGAAGUGGAUCUGUCGGUGGUUCCGGGUCGGUCACCGUGUUUGGUGGUGUUUGGUGGUGUUUGUGUGGGAGCAGAAGCCACCGAGUCCUCCGGUCUCUCUCUGCUCAGUCCCGCUGUGACUUCCAGCUGCUGAGAUGUACCGAGCACCGGGCAGAGCUCAGCGGAGUCCCGGCGCUCCGCGGCCGGCGGAGAGGUUUCCCUCCCCGGCCUCCUGCUGGGCUUUCCCCGGGGCUCGCUCCCCCUACGGAGGACCAGCGUGGGGCGCGUCCUCCCCGCAGCCUCAGCUCCCGUCUCCGGGUUCCUCGGGGUACAGGGACGGCUCUCCGUCCGGGUUCGGAGGACAGAGCCGGGGGUUCGGAGGACAGAGCCGGGGGUUCGGAGGACAGAGCCGGGGGUUCGGAGGACAGAGCCGGGGCAGAGGCGACGGUUCCCGGAGACCUCAGUCCUUCAGUCCCGCCUCAGCUCAGGUAAAGGGUCGGGAAGGUGAAUCUGUGGAGAAAUAUUUCAGUCCGUCGAUGCUGCAGGAUCCCUGGGAAGCUCUUCAGCCCGUUGCAGCCAGACAGACGUCCUGAAAGGAAACACCAACAAACAAGAGACACUAAACUACAGCAGGAAGCAACAUAACAGCUACAGAUGGUCUGUCCGGAACAAUAACACAAACAGCUGUCAGAAUAAAAGCUUUCAAAGUCCCUUCAGCUGCUUUCAUUGUGUCUAAAGAAGAAAUGAGACCUGUCAUUGAUUUAUGGACACAUUCUCCCCGGGCUCAUGCACACGCUGACAUCUGUCUAGUGUUUUUAAAACGUUCUACACAUGUGGUUCAACAUCGUCAUCAAUCAUAUCCUGAGUUUGUACUGAUCAGAAGAACUGUUUAGGAUUUAGAGAUAGAUUUGCAUUUGUGGUUCCCUUAGUGGUGGCUUUGAAGGAACCGUUCCGGGAGCUUCAGGUUCUCUUGAGAACAAAUCCUGCACAUCCCGUUGUGUAUCUUGUGUUUUUGGUCAUUAAUAAAAAAGCGCCACCAUGUGGU